AUGGCCCUGAAUCACAGCAGCUACCGAAUCGGCUGGAUAUGCGCUUUGCCUAUCGAAAUGGCCGCAGCGAGAUGCCUCUUAGAUGAAUCUCACCCCGAUCUCGAACAACCCCGCACCGAUACAAACAGCUACGCACUUGGAAGUAUCAAUUCACAUAAUGUUGUGAUCGCGUGUCUUCCUUCCGGGGUAUAUGGUACUACCUCCGCAGCCAUCGUCGCAAAGCAGAUGAUCACGACGUUCCCUAAUCUUUCUUUCGGGCUGAUGGUGGGAAUUGGGGGCGGCGUCCCUCCUAUCUCACGAUCGACGCCGGAUAUCCGUCUAGGAGACAUUGUUGUUGGCAUCCCCAGCGGUUCAUUUGGGGGUGUCGUCGCAUAUGACUACGGCAAGACAAUCGCGGAUGGUGAUUUCCUGCCGACGGGCUCGUUGAAUCACCCUCCUUUCAGCGUUCUCACGGCAGUCAGUAACCUCCGUGCGUCACAUCUUGUUGAUAAGGGUCUUGUCGGAGGGAUAAUCGACAAUGCCGUUUCUCAGUAUCCAAAUUUUAAGUCACCGGGCCCUGAGUACGAUAUCCUUCAUGAUACUUGUACCAAUCCAGAUCUGCCUAUCAAUGAAGCGCCCGUUGUGAAGCGUGCAGCACGCCCGUCUGAUCUUCCACAAAUACAUUAUGGAACGAUCGCUUCUGGAAACCGUCUUAUAAAACACGGGAAGACUAGAGAUCAAUUGGCCGCUAAGCAUGACAUUCUUUGCGUCGAAAUGGAAGCUGCAGGGCUGAUGGAUCUCGAUAACUUCCCUUGCUUGGCCAUUCGAGGAAUCUGUGAUUACGCCGAUGAAUUCAAGGCCAAGGAAUGGCAACCCUAUGCAGCAAUUGCCGCUGCAGCCUAUGCAAAAGAGCUACUGAGCGUCAUUCCCAAAGCCCAUGUCGACUUGACAGUCGCUUCGACCGAUUCGACAGAGACUUUAGUUGCCACUUGUGCUCCUCCUCUACCUUCUGAGAUCUUGCACCAUAUUUUCCCCGUGGAAAAGAACUUUAUUGGUAGCCUCAUAACGGAUACGUUAUCCCCACGACAAAAUUUUUACUCCUUGCCGACUUCCCCAUCUACUACCCAGCUCGCUGUCAUUCACCAAUCAGUCCCACACACCAUCAACCUUUCCGUCAUCGGAUACACGACCUUUCUCUCAAACAAGUCUGCAAAGGGUGACCAUGCCUCCGAAGCCGACCACUCUAUCACAGUCGACCGCUCCAGCUCAUGCACGCUAAACAAUUCUAAUGACUGGUUCGAAGCAAUGAGCUCCAAGAGAAAAACACGACAGUGGGUGGAAAAGCAAAUCGAACGCUCGAAUGAGCAAAUAUACUUAGUAGUCGGAUUUCGGAGCAUGUGGCACCGGGACAUAGACUCCUCGUUCAAGACCAGCGAACAGAGCGAUACUAGUGCUCUACCCUGCAUUGGUGAGGCGGUUUACGCCGUGCAGUACCGAAAACUCAAAUUCAAAUGGUACCGCAGAAAGGAUAUAGACGCGGCUAGUCUGCAGAAGGGGAAUUGCUGGCAAAGCUUGUAUACUUCUCGUGGUGAUGAUGAUGAGGACGAUGAGGCGGAGGAUUAUUUGGAGGUCACUUUGAGUGAUGAUGUGGAAGCAUCUUGA
Messenger RNA from Penicillium pulvis, 1641 nucleotides. Its product is annotated as nucleoside phosphorylase domain-containing protein. Bases 1 to 1641 code for a protein of 546 amino acids. Lineage: Eukaryota; Fungi; Ascomycota; Eurotiomycetes; Eurotiales; Aspergillaceae. Gene Ontology annotation, biological process: nucleoside metabolic process. Gene Ontology annotation, molecular function: catalytic activity. The record is from RefSeq and is a predicted model, not a curated record. The transcript has a single exon.